Molecule: messenger RNA, 1171 nt
Organism: Drosophila takahashii
Lineage: Eukaryota; Metazoa; Arthropoda; Insecta; Diptera; Drosophilidae
Source: RefSeq, a predicted model, not a curated record
CGUCUUAACUUGUGUACUUUUUUUUUUAGCACUAGAAAAUUUCUGUAAAUUUUAAACAGUGUAUAGCGUAACAUUUUUGGACCAAUCAAGGUGAAACCCGUAUCAAUUUCUAUAUACCUAUAUAUAUACAUAUUUGCCAUGUCCCUUUUUCGCUGGCGAGAUUCGAGUCUUUUGCACACCCUGAAUUUUGUGCGAGGAAUCCGGAGCGGAGCCAACAAAGUGGCCAAUAAUCCUCGUCAGCGGAAUCGAUUGCGUCGCCAAGCGGAAGAUCGAUCCUGUUCUCGUCCCCGAAGGGAACAGACUAUACAGAAUCUGGAGAAUCAGGAGGUAACUUCUUAUGGGCAGUACAUGGAGAAGAUGACCCGUCUGUACGAACAGCAGAUGAAAUUGGAGGAGGACAUUGCGCGGGAAGAAAAACAACGGCUGAGAAUGGAAAACGAAAGGAAAGAUCAGGAAGAAAUUUAUAUUAAAACACCUUUGAUUCUGUGCACUGAGGAUGUGACUGGACUACGCAAGUUGUACAUCAUGGACAGUGAGGAGCACCAAAACAAGGUCUUAAUGAUGUACGACGAUACUCGAAGCUUCAUGGAUGAGCAUAUAGAAGAAGCCGAAGAUCGCUUCCUUUUAUCCGAAGAAAAUGUUUCACAUUCACCGACCAAUGAAAAUGAAAAUAUUGUGGACUUGCCGGAGAUGGAAGAUGAUGUUGAUGGACUAGAGCAAUGGAACCUGGAUUCGAGUCAUGGAAACUGGGUGCGUCGCGUGAUGGAAUUCUUGCGAUUUCGCCGACUCUCGUAGAAAUCCCCCCGUAAAAACACCUGGAGCUUCCCGUAGUCCCGCAGUCUUAAUUUCUAUGCUCCAGCGAAUGCGCAGCCAUCUAGAUAACAAUCGUGGUCAAGAGUCCGUUUAAUUUGUUUGCGCUCUGAUCUCUUCCGUCCCUCUUACACCGCAACUUCAUUCGGCUUGGCUGGCCAACCAGAAGUUAAAUCUUUAUUGCCACCAAGUGUACGGCAGCUUUACCAAUCAAAAACUAGACAUUUUUUUGGAAAUUCACGAAAUUUAGGAUAUUUAACAGAAUUUAGGUGUAGGUUAACCCGAAGUUCAGCGCAUGAAAGUUAAACUAAAGUGAAAACAAAAUAAAAUAAUUCUCAUUGAUUAUGUUGACUUAUAAAAA